Messenger RNA from Verticillium nonalfalfae, 240 nucleotides. RefSeq lists its product as uncharacterized. The transcript is spliced from 3 exons. Lineage: Eukaryota; Fungi; Ascomycota; Sordariomycetes; Glomerellales; Plectosphaerellaceae. Bases 1 to 240 code for a protein of 79 amino acids. The record is from RefSeq and is a predicted model, not a curated record.
AUGGUGUUCCAUCACGGAUUGCGCCAGUUUUCCCACACUACCGUAUCCUAUCCCCGAGUUGAGAUUGCUCGGGAUCUCCCCCGCCAUACCACGGGCGAUACGAGUCCAGCGACGCUCUGGACAUCCUUCAACUGGCAUGCUCUGACGCUUGACGGCUCUCCUGAGGAGGAAUUCGAAAAGCUUUCGCGGGAAUCAGGAGAGGACUGGAAAGAAUUAUUGGAAUCGCUGAGUCGGACGUAA